Messenger RNA from Cryptomeria japonica (Japanese cedar), 2615 nucleotides. RefSeq lists its product as uncharacterized. The record is from RefSeq and is a predicted model, not a curated record. Lineage: Eukaryota; Viridiplantae; Streptophyta; Pinopsida; Cupressales; Cupressaceae. Bases 547 to 2241 code for a protein of 564 amino acids. Gene Ontology annotation, cellular component: endoplasmic reticulum membrane. The transcript has 14 exons. Gene Ontology annotation, biological process: regulation of signal transduction.
CACGAAAAUUGCGCCGCUUUAGGCACUUCAGAAAAGAUUUUGCUGAACCCCAAAACUGUCGUCAUUUCAAGGAGCCAUUACCAAUCGAAGGACGCCGAAGCAUUUAAAAGUUCUCCCAUCCUUCCAAACCCUUGGCAAUAUUUUCAACGCACCCAAACAUACAGCCAAUGAUACAAAUUUAAUGCAGUAGACAAACCCAAGAAACGACCAAACCAAACAGUCUUUCAUAUUCAUUUCAAGUCCGCAAAAAUAUUUUCACAGCAAAUAUAACAGCAGAACUUGGGUUAUAGAGCAGGGCAACAGUUUAAAUAUUCAGAUUUACGCUAUUUUGAGUUCUGCACUCUUCAAUCAUUCGCUCUCGCUAGUCUAUCGUGGUUGUUGAUUUUUUUUCGAGGCAAAAAUUUGGUGAAAUUGAGCUAUUUUGCUGAUCUUUUUAGAUAGUCGAAAGUACGAUGCAGGAGAACUAAGAAUUUUUUUUCUAUAGAAGAAAGUGGCAGUUUAUUUAUAUUGAAUCGUGUGGAGUAGAGAGUGGAGGGUUAUUUAAGGAUGGCUUUGCAGAAGAGUGGGGAAAGAGUAAUGGUGGAGUCGAUACAGUUCGUGUUGGCGUUUGUGUUCCUGAUGGCAGCGUGCGUUGAGCUGGGGGAUGCUGCUGCUGUGGUGGAUGUGUACAGAAUAAUACAAUAUGAUCUGGGAGGUAUUCCCUUCGGCUCUCGUCGUGCCGGUGUCAAUCAUCACGCUGGAUCGAUGCUGUUUGCUCCCGGGACGGAUCUCUCGCGUACCGUGGUCAUAAUGCCUCUUAGAGAACUCAACCUCACUUUUCUCAAUGACUAUCUGGUGAACAAGAACCUUCUAGGAGGUCUACUGCUGUUACUUCCUGGAAAACCUGCAGGCAUGAAAGGCAAAGAAAGUGAGAGAGAUGAUGCAGAAGAUCCAGAUGAGAAUGCAAAGAGCAGACUGGCUGAGCUGGAGCAAUGGCUGAUUCAUAACAAUUUACCUUAUCCUGUUUAUUUUGCAUUUGAAGAGGAGAAGCUGAAUGCCAUUUUAGCUGAUAUCAAACAGAAUGAUGCUGUUGGACAGGUUGCAACUGCAACAACUGGAGGAUACAAGCUUGUAUUGCCAACUCACGAACCUCGAAAGCUGGUAUCUCCCACACUAACAAACAUCCAGGGAUGGUUGCCAGGACUUCGAGGAGAUGGAGACUCAACUCAACUUCCAACUAUUGCUAUUGUGGCGUCAUACGAUACAUUUGGUGCAGCACCAGCUUUGUCUGUGGGCACUGACAGCAAUGGCAGUGGAACAGUAGCUAUAUUAGAACUGGCCAGAUUGUUUUCUCGUCUCUACGCAAAUCCAAAAACAAGAGGAAGAUAUAAUUUGUUGUUCGGAUUGACCUCUGGUGGACCUUAUAAUUACAAUGGGACAUUCAAGUGGCUGGGGAGUUUUGAUCAACGACUUAAGGAAAGCAUUGAUUAUGCUAUUUGCUUAAACAGUGUUGGAUCAUGGAAUAAUGAACUCUGGCUUCAUGUUUCCAAGCCUCCUGAAAAUGUUUACAUAAAACAAAUUUUUGAUGGUAUUUCUGAUGUUGCAGAGGAGUUAGGAAUUACUGUAGGUGUUAAGCACAAAAAAAUAAAUAUUUCAAAUCCACGUGUGGCAUGGGAGCAUGAACAGUUCUCAAGACACAGAGUUACGGCUGUCACUCUUUCAGAACUUUCCUCACCUCCAGAACUUUUGGAGCAUACAGGUGGCUUAUGUGAUGGAAGGGAGAAUGUGAAAGAUGAUGCUGUUAUUAAGAGCAUCAAGUUGAUUGCUGAAAGUCUUGCUAGGCAUAUUUAUGGUCAUGAUGGAAAGGAGAUUGACAUCUUUGCAGAUGGCAGUACUUUGGCUGUAAAUCCUUCCUAUGUGAAGCUUUGGUUGGAUCUACUUUCACGAACUCCUCGAGUUGCACCUUUCCUCACAAAGAAUGAUGCCAUAAUUAUUGCUUUGAAAAAGGAAUUGUCGGACCAUACCAUUGAUGUCACUUUGCAACAUGAAUCACUGGAUGGCAUGUUCACUUUCUAUGACAUCACACAGGCCAAACUUAGUAUAUAUCAGGUAGCCAGUGUAACCUUUGACCUAUUUGUUUUGCUGGCAGUGGCAUCAUAUUUGAGUGUUCUUUUCAUUUUCCUGGUUGUUACAACAAGGGGUUUGGAUGAUCUGAUCAGUAUUUUUCGUCGUCCUCCUUCACGCAAGCCAAAGGCAGCAUGAUAUUUCUUGUCCCUGCUCCUUUGUUUUUCAGCUGCAUAGGAGAUUGUUGUUAUUUUUCUGCAAGGUUUCAUAGGGGUAGAGAGCUCAGAUUAUGGAUCUUUGUUUUUCAUCAAAAAGCCAUCUUUUGUGCUGGCUUUUUCAUGUAUUUGUUGGUCCAUUUUUAACGGCACACAUUUGUUAGGGUUAUUUCUUGUCUGACCCUUCAGUUUAUAUUUGUGUUUUAAUAUAUUUAAUCCCUUUUUGGUAACCAUAACAUUUGCAGUUAAAAACUGUGAAUUACUUGGUAUGCUGUAUCAUUAAUGGGUUAAGAGUGUACCAUUUGUCGGAUGAAAUACAUUCAUAUUGAAAGAUUGAAGGAAAACCAAAUUUUGCUC